GAUAGGCAGAGAAAAAACCCAACCGACAAUGGUUAAUUACGGGCAACGGCGCAGCUUCAACAGAAAUCGUGUACCCCGCUAGAUAACGGCAAUGAUUGAUAAAACGCCAGCGAAUAUAUCGACUUACGGAUUCCGAAGGCUGGUUAGUUUCCACUCGUCCGCACUCGCAGCGAAAUGCAAAAGCCUCGAGUUCUGAUCGUGCUCCUCCUGCUGGCUGGGAUCCAUCUGAUCCUGGAAGCAUCCCGCGUAGAAGCGGCCACCAAAAGGCAGCCGGUCAGUCGGAUUGUCAACGGACGCGAAGCGCGGGAGGGCGAGUUCCCAUACCAAUUGUCGCUGCGCCGCCAAACAGUUCACAUCUGCGGCGCCUCAAUCCUGGCCAGCAACUGGGCCAUCACCGCCGCCCACUGCGUCGACGGCCAUGAGCAGCAGCCGCGGGAGUUCACCCUGCGACAGGGCAGCAUCAUGCGGUCCACGGGCGGAAGCGUCCAGCCGGUGAAGGCCAUCCACAAGCAUCCGGCCUACGAUCGGGCGGACAUGAACUUCGACGUGGCCCUUUUGCGAACGGCGGACAAGGCACUCAGCUCGCCGCUGGGCAAAGUGGCGCCCAUUCGACUGCCCGCCGUGGGGGAGGCCAUCUCGGAUAGCGUGCCUGCCAUCGUAUCCGGCUGGGGACACAUGAGCACCACCAAUCCCGUCCUUUCGCCGGUUCUCAAGAGCACCACGGUGAUGACGGUCAACCAGGAGAGGUGCCACAACGAUCUGCGACGUCACGGAGGAGUCACCGAAGCAAUGUUCUGUGCGGCUGCCAGAAACACAGACGCAUGUCAAGGUGAUAGCGGAGGUCCGAUUAGCGCCCAAGGAACCCUCAUUGGAAUAGUAUCCUGGGGAGUUGGCUGCGCGGAUCCCUACUAUCCGGGAGUCUAUACACGCCUGGCCCACCCGACUAUUCGCCGCUGGAUACGCCUGCUCACAAAGUUGUAGAUUUGUAGCUAAUUAUAUGGAAACAAUACAUGAAAAUUCUACUGCAUAAA
Molecule: messenger RNA, 1031 nt
Organism: Drosophila takahashii
Lineage: Eukaryota; Metazoa; Arthropoda; Insecta; Diptera; Drosophilidae
Product: trypsin-4
Biological process (GO): proteolysis
Molecular function (GO): serine-type endopeptidase activity
Source: RefSeq, a predicted model, not a curated record